Coccinella septempunctata (seven-spotted ladybird) is the source of this 4710-nucleotide messenger RNA. RefSeq names its product guanine nucleotide-binding protein G(o) subunit alpha (gene Galphao). Gene Ontology annotation, cellular component: heterotrimeric G-protein complex. NCBI's taxonomy places the organism in Eukaryota, Metazoa, Arthropoda, Insecta, Coleoptera, Coccinellidae. The record is from RefSeq and is a predicted model, not a curated record. The coding region runs from base 343 to 1413 and encodes 356 amino acids. Gene Ontology annotation, biological process: adenylate cyclase-modulating G protein-coupled receptor signaling pathway. The transcript is spliced from 8 exons. Gene Ontology annotation, molecular function: GTP binding; GTPase activity; G-protein beta/gamma-subunit complex binding.
AUCUAGAAAAUUGCAGAUGCCAUCUGCAAAUUCGUCAAUUGUGUGCAGUGUCUCUCGGAUUGUGUCUAAGUGUCCGUUUUGUCCUUAUCCGUUCUGUCUCAAUUUUCGAUCCGAAAUUUUUAAUUUUCCUAUCGAAAACUCCCCUAUUUGGUAGACAUCGCUGGAAUUUUUUUGGACGUCACGAAGUUACGUUUGAAUUAUUAUCAAGUGCGAAAAACCGGUGCUUUUAAAAUUCGUGACAUACGAAAUAGGAAUCAGUAUCGUUGAUCGCACUGAAUUUUUUUCGUCUUUUGUGUUUCCAUACUCGUUCAAUAGUUUCGUAGAGAAUUUUAUGGUCACAAAAUGGGUUGCAGAUUAUCGAACACAGCUAAAUUGGAGAGACAAAGAAGUAAAAUGAUCGACAAGCAACUGGCCCAAGAAAGAAGAGAUGCUCUAAAGGCAAUCACCGUCAAGAUUCUGACUCUAGGUGCUGGAGAGUCGGGUAAAAGUACUAUUGUAAAACAAAUGAAAAUAAUUCACGAAAGCGGCUUCACGUUUGAAGAUUUUAAGCAAUAUCGACCUGUAGUGUACAGUAAUACCAUACAGUCACUUGUAGCGAUUCUCAGGGCAAUGCCGAACUUGGGAAUAAGCUAUGGAAAUAAUGAGAGAGAGGUGGAUGGAAAAAUGGUUUUUGAUGUAAUACAAAGAAUGGAAGAUACAGAACCAUUCUCGGAAGAACUCUUGGCUGCAAUGAAACGCUUGUGGGCAGAUUCCGGUGUACAGGCUUGCUAUGCACGCUCCAACGAGUAUCAGCUCAACGAUUCUGCGAAAUAUUUCUUGGAUGGUCUGGACAGAUUAGGAGCCAGAGAUUAUCAACCAACAGAACAAGAUAUUUUACGCACAAGGGUAAAAACGACAGGGAUAGUAGAAGUCCAUUUCUCCUUUAAAAACCUCAAUUUUAAACUAUUUGAUGUUGGAGGUCAACGAUCAGAGAGGAAGAAAUGGAUACAUUGUUUUGAAGACGUUACAGCGAUAAUAUUUUGUGUAGCUAUGAGUGAAUAUGAUCAAGUUUUGCAUGAAGAUGAAACUACGAAUCGAAUGCAGGAAAGUCUUAAGCUCUUCGACUCCAUAUGUAACAACAAAUGGUUCACAGACACAUCCAUUAUUCUUUUCCUAAACAAAAAAGAUCUUUUCGAAGAGAAAAUCAGGAAAUCUCCACUAACCAUAUGUUUCCCUGAAUAUGCAGGCGCACAAGAAUAUGGUGAGGCGGCAGCAUACAUUCAGGCACAGUUUGAGGCGAAAAAUAAGUCCACAACAAAAGAAAUUUACUGCCACAUGACAUGUGCAACAGAUACGCACAACAUCCAGUUUGUAUUCGACGCAGUCACAGAUGUUAUUAUAGCGAACAACCUUCGUAAUUGUGGUCUCUAUUAGGGAUAAUGUGGUUCUCACAUUCUAUGUGCAGUGACAUUUUUAAACAUCGCACCCAAAGAAUUCAUUUCGUUGGGACAUGGUUGCGUAAAAGCAAAUUGCAGUGGUAUUUUCCAACAUUUUUUCAUCAUUUUGAAUUAGAAAAUGUUAAAGGGUUUAAGGUUACCAUGAAGAUCAAUUAUCCCAUAAAUAUUUGAUUUAGUAUUAUCAGUUUUCAUAAAAACUUCAUCUGCAUCCAAGCUACAGGACAAUCACCUCUAAAAUUUAUUUUUAGAGUGAUAUCAUCCUUGCUCUCUUUUUAUUCCUUUGAAAUCAAUAUUGAUACAUAAAUAUUUUGAUAGGAUCCCAUUCAACUUUUUCUCAUUUCAAAAAUGUUAAUGCCGCAAUAUCCUACAAUCGAGAUUAAUUUGAAGCUGAAAACGAUCCCUCGGCUAGAAUUCAUAAUAGCCGAAGUUGAAAUUUCAAUUCAGCAACAUAUAAGUUCAUCAUAUUUGAUUUUUCAAAUUACUCAUGCAUCAGAAUAUUUUAAGAUUGAAAAAUGUUGGAAAUCUUCAAAUUGUACCAAAGUUGAGUGAGAAAUUGAUGUGUUCUUAUGUGUUACAUUACAUUAUAUGAGUUGAAUCUAUUUUUCAGGCGGUAGCUUGCUAUGCUUCUCUCUGUAUAUAAACAGAUAAAAUAGGAAGGAUAAUAACGUUGACUUCUCUCUGAAUAUUUUUGAUCAAAGACAAUUCAUUCAAUUAACAGCUUGGUUUUCCUCCUUCUUGGCCAUUGAGCUAAGAUAUUGCUUCUUUUUCAUAAUCUUAUAUCUGUGUAUAAAAUCGAAGUUUUGCAUUUUAUUUCAUCAUUCUUAAGACUUGAGUCUUGGUAGAAUGUAAAUAUCAAACCAUUUUUAUAUGAAUUAAAAUCAAAAUAUGCAAUAACUUGACAACACAUAAUUUAAAUUAGUUCAUCAACAAAAGAAUUUUAUUUUGCUGUCUUGAGUGUUAUACGCAGAUAGUUGAAGAAGGCAGAAGAACCAGAAUUAUUCUUUUUUAAUUUGACAUUACUGAGGGGAUUUUGAAAUAUUUUUGGAGAAUAUGAUAAUUUAUCAAACAUUCAUGAAAGCACCAACUUAAUCGCAGAAUCAACAAGUUUCACCCUAUUUUUAUUCAUAAGCCAGUGCCAUUCAAGAAUCAUCAGCUGCUGUAGUAUCUAUUUUCAAUUGUUUUAUGUUGGUUAAUAUUAUAAUUUGUCAUAUUUUAAUCAAUUCGAUUAUUUUUCUCAUUAUAAUAUAUUAUCUAUUUAUAAGAUCAAGUUACCAAAAAUUUAUGUAUUCUACUUUAUCUUGAUUUUGUUUCUCACAACUUUCGCUCAAAAAUUCUACCUAAAAAUCCUAAUCUUUUAAGUUUGCUUGAGUGAAGUGAAAAGUAAGUCUUUUGGACUGGUAGAGUGUAUAACAAUAGAUGAAAAGUACUCUGAAUGUGAAAAUAUUAAUCAUUUUAGGGAUUCAAAGUUACAUAAUGUGAAUAACAAUUUUAAAGCAUUUUCUUGUAUAUUACAAUUAUUGUUAUCGGAAGUAUGAUGAAAAUUUUUCAUUUUUAUCGUUGCCACUCUGUAGCCAAAAGAUCUUCCUGUGAAAUGCUUCUGUAUUCAUUCUUUUAAUAAUUCAUUUUUGCCAUUGCUUUUUCCUUUUAAUUUCGAUUAAUUCAAUUUUUAAGAGGAGCAUGUUCUCAAUUCAGGUAUAAAUGGACCCUUUCAACUUAGAUUUAAAGGAUUGCAUCGUACGUACAUUAAAAUAUGUGUAAAUAAAAAUAUAUGGCGCUUUAAACAGUAGCUUCAGAACAUUUCUUAGCUUAGUCAUAUUAUUUUUUUGUCAUAUAAGAAAAUAAUGUUGAUGCAUUUUAUGUAAACAUUCCUUGGUAUUUUGUAUCUGUAAUAUUUUUUUAUUAUAAAGUGGCAUUUUUCUUCUGAAAUAAUUCACAAAAUAAUGUUAUACUGCUUUAUCUGUAAGUAUUUUGUGAAAUCUGAUUUUUUCUUCCAGAUUUUAGAUGAUUUUACAACAAUAUAAUUUUUAAAGCACAGAAUUCCGAAAUGUGGCCCUCAUUUGAAUCAUUUUACUCUAUAACACAAUGUGUGAUCUGAAUAAUUCAAAUCCUCAAACAUAUAUCUUGUAAGGUGUAUUGUUUUCACACAAUGUAUGAUGAAAAAAUGAUUAUCAGGUAAUUCGAAAAAUCUAUAACUCAUUACUGGUAAUUAUUCCAUAAUUAUCUCAGAACUUAACUAAGGACCAAUUAAAAUAAUUUUGAACCUUAGUUUCCAGCACAAACCUGUCUGAAUAGAUUCUACAUCUAUUUAAUUUGAUCAAGAUAAUUUUGAUAUUUUUUUAAUAUUAUGUAAUCGAACAACUAACCCACUUUUCUUUCAAAAUUGAGGUAAUUUGAAUAUUACACAGAAAAUUAUAUUGUAAGUCAUCACAUCUACUUGUAGGAAAACCUCUUUUUAACAAACGUUGUAAUUAACCAAAGAAUGUUAUUUGUACAAUUUAAAUUCAAUUCUUCGAUCUUUCAUAAGAAGGUAGAAGUAUUUUUCAAUAAUGCUUUCAUACAAACUGUGUAUAUCAAUAAUAAUUCAAACUGAUCAUGCGAAAUUUCAUUGAGGGUGCCAUUCUGAUUAUUAUAUUCACACCUUUGAAAAUAACUUUGAAUGUUCACAAGGGAAUUUUCUGCGAGUUGUUGAGAAUGACUUCAACCCAAAGACAUAAGGUAUGUAACGCUUUAUAUCUUUGUUAAUGAUCAGUAGUUAACAAAAUGAAUGUUCCGGGUACUAAAUCAUUUGUAAUUGUUGAAUACAUAAUGUGUGUUAUGUAUUUUAUGAAAUAUGUAAAUACGGACAAGUUCGUUGAUUAGACUAUUUGAAAUAUUCAUUAUGUCUGAUAUAGCGAAUACUCUACCUUCUAAUUUUGAGUGUAAUACGCACAUAUUCUAUUCUAGGUCGGUCAUCAUGAUGAAAUAAUUGAAAAUUUUCCUUCUCUGAAAAUAUAUGGACAUUGAUAAUUUUCCGUUUACCACAGGAAUUUUACGCAAGGCGCAGAGAAAUAUUCAAAAUUUUCGAAGGAAGAAUUUGGUGAUUUUUUAGUGGGAAUGCCAAAUUUUGUACAAAAUAUGGAAAAUAAGUGGAUUUUCAAAUUUACCCAAUCGAAAUGUGGAGGUAGAAUCGAUAGGAUGUUAAGUUCCUCUAGUCAGUUCUUUCAAAUUGUAUCAUUGCAUAUUAUCAUACAGUUUUUGUAUUUCAUUUCAAAGAAAUAAAUCAAGGUGUAACUUU